AUGGCCCAUCUCGCCAACCCUCUGGCGACCACGUCGCAAUUGUACCAGCACACCGUCCUGUCUUCCCUACCACAGGAUCUCCAGGAAUCCAUCUUCAUCGCCACGCAAUGCCUUACGCAAGCCGCGGGACAGCUUCUCGACCUACCCCAGUCUGUGACGGCACGAGCCAACGUUAUUCUCGCGAGGUACUGGCUUGUAGAUUCGCCAAUGGCACAUGAAUUCAGCGUGCGAUUCUCUACCAGCCACCGUCUCCCAACAUGUCCAACUAUGGUAGCUAACACUUGCCAGGACGCCUCAGCAGCAGCAAUCUAUCUCGUCGCAAAAGUCGGCCCCAUUCCUCGAUCACCACGCGACGUGUCUAACGUAUACGCAUACCUCCUUUCCUCGAGCUCUACACUCUUUAAAACUGGACAUGUGCCUAAAAAUGACCCGAAGACAUAUUACCAAUCCGAAGCCGAUUACUUCUCAUUCCAGAACCGCCUCCUCGCACUUGAAUCGCGCAUCCUCUAUGCCUUGACAUUCAACACCCAUGCUGCACUCCCGCACGCCUUGGCUAUAACCUACCUCCAAACAAUGGACUUUUUAUCCCAGCCAAAAUCCAGCAUCUCACGAAAGACGAUUCAGCAUCUCAACACGGCGCUGCUAAGCCCGCAGAUGUUAUACCUUACCCACCAGCCGAAUGCGCUUGCCACUGCAGCAAUAUACAACGCUGCGAGAGACGUAGGGGCUAAGAUGCCAGACUGUGAUUGGUGGGAGGUUUUUGACGUGGACAGAGAGGAGUUGGGAUUCCUCGUAGUUGGCAUGAGGAGUGUUGAGGGGUGGUUUCGACAAAGAAAAGAGGAGACACCCGAACUAUUUAAGGGAAUGCUGACCAGGAAAUUGAUCGAGGGAGAGAUGAGGAAGAGGGGAUUACAGGUAACCAACGGUGAAGGGAAGGAGGACGAGGAGGAUGAGGUUAUGAAGAUAAUGGACAACCGAUAA
Messenger RNA from Metarhizium brunneum ARSEF 3297, 981 nucleotides. The record is from RefSeq and is a predicted model, not a curated record. Lineage: Eukaryota; Fungi; Ascomycota; Sordariomycetes; Hypocreales; Clavicipitaceae.